GUACUUUGUAACUUUUUUCGUCUUCACUCUUCCACUUCCUGUGGUUAUCCAACAAAUUUGUGCACCUUCUGUAAAAUAAAUAGCAAAAAACCUAAAACAGGAUGGCUGUGAGGCUCCUUUCAAAGGUUAAGAUUUUGCCGGAGUUAAGAGGAGUGGCAUACCUCAGUUCAGCACCUGCCCCAGCUCAGCUGUCCGACUUUGACAUGCAACACAAGACCCCAGUGAUAAGGAAGCAAAAGAACAUCCCAAAGGCCCAAUACGGUGGAAGGCAUGCUGUUACUAUGUUACCUGGAGGAGGUAUCGGACCUGAAUGUAUGGGCUACGUCAGGGAAAUUUUCAAAUAUAUUGGUGCACCUAUUGAUUUCGAGGUGGUUGACAUAGAUCCAACUGUAGACAAUGAUGAUGAUGUCCAGUAUGCUAUUACUACAAUCAAAAGGAAUGGUGUUGGAUUAAAGGGUAACAUUGAAACUAAAAGUGAAGCGGCAUAUGUGACCUCCAGAAAUGUUGCCCUCCGUAAUGAAUUGGACAUGUACGCUUAUGUCCUCAACUGCAAGUCUUUCCCGGGAGUUGAAACUAGACAUAAGGACAUUGAUAUUUCAAUUAUCAGACAAAACACGGAGGGCGAAUAUGCCAUGUUGGAGCAUGAGUCAGUGAAGGGUGUAAUUGAGUCCAUGAAAGUGGUGACCGCCAGCAACUCCGAGAGGGUGGCCAGGUUCGCUUUCGAAUUCGCCAGGAGGAACGGCAGGAAGAAGGUAACCACUGUGCACAAGGCAAACAUCAUGAAGUUGUCUGACGGUCUCUUCUUGGAGACGUCGCGACGCCUCGCCAAGGAGUACCCGGAAAUCGAACACAACGACAUGAUCAUUGACAACUGCUGCAUGCAACUUGUAGCUAAACCUCAUCAGUUCGACGUGAUGUUAAUGACGAACCUGUACGGCUCCAUCGUGUCAAACGUGGUGUGCGGUCUGCUCGGUGGGGCAGGUCUGCUCUCCGGCAGAAAUUAUGGCGACCAUUACUCAGUUUUCGAGCCUGGCACUAGAAAUACUGGUACGGCCAUAGCCGGCAAGAACGUCGCCAACCCCAUCGCGAUGAUCAACGCGUCGAUUGACAUGUUGGACCAUCUCGGUCACUUCUACCACGCGGACCUUCUCAAGCGGGCGGUCAAUAAGACCAUCAACGUCGACCGAGUGUUGACCCCGGACGUCGGCGGCUCCGCCUCCUCCACCGAAGUCGUCAACAACAUCAUAGGUAAUAUCGGCCGCUGCUAAACCUUAUUGUCGACUAUUAGUAACAAAAAUUAUUUAAAAUUUACGGUCUGCCCCUGCAUAAAUGCGCGCCGCGGCAUAUCUUGCGCACAAAGUCUUAAACGUGAUAUAUUGUGAUAUGCUUCGUUAGGGCCAAUACAUUUGUCCCCAAAUAUAUUGGCCUUAAAUCAGAGACAAGAUGUGAGAUUUAUAACUUUUGAGUGCGGGGGCCGGAAUAUUCAUAAUCUCUUUAACUUUUUACGAGUUGAAUUUUUGUUAUUAUCAGUUGAUCAAAUAGCUAAUUCAAUAUAGUUUUUGUGCCACUGUAACGUAUUUAUGCCAGUAUUGUAUUGCCAAAUGCCAGAAUUUCCCUCCUUAAAAAUGUUGAGUAAUGUCCUCAAAUGGGAAGAUG
Aricia agestis (brown argus) is the source of this 1656-nucleotide messenger RNA. RefSeq names its product isocitrate dehydrogenase [NAD] subunit gamma, mitochondrial-like (gene Idh3g). Bases 102 to 1268 code for a protein of 388 amino acids. Gene Ontology annotation, biological process: isocitrate metabolic process; tricarboxylic acid cycle. Gene Ontology annotation, cellular component: mitochondrion. NCBI's taxonomy places the organism in Eukaryota, Metazoa, Arthropoda, Insecta, Lepidoptera, Lycaenidae. The transcript is spliced from 7 exons. The record is from RefSeq and is a predicted model, not a curated record.